UAGUUGCGAUUGUGUGUGGAUGUGUGUGAGGAGAGUAGGGGGUGAUGUAUUUCGUUGGUCAAGUUUUAUACUCGCGACUCGCUGCAUUCAUUAAAGAGUGGUUCCGUUUGCAGGACGCACCUACGAAACCCGCGUUCCCAUACAUCGAGCCCUCCGGGCCAUUCAAACACUUAUUUUUUUCUUCUUUCAAACUCUCGGUUUAUUGUGACCGUAGCUUUAGUGACCGGUGGUUAGCAGCAGCGCAAAUUCAAAUCAAUAUAUAUACAGGAUUAAUUACAACUUAGGAAAAUGGAGGUGCAGACGUACUUGAUCCUGAAAUGGCUGUUCCUGUUGAUCGCGGCGAAAUCAAUUUUCGGCGACAUCUACGACGAGGACAGGAACAGGGGCGAAUCCUACGAUCCGUACAACACGAACAGGGAUCAAUACGGCAGGGACAAUUACAAUCGGAAUCAGUACGACAGCAGGAAUAAUCAAACGGGAAAUUAUGAUCCUUACAACAGGAAUUACGGUCGUAAUGAACAGAGGUACAAUUCAUCGGAUCCCUACAAUCGUGAUCCGUACAAUGCGAACGAUCCGUACAACAGGAAUCCUAGUGAUCCGAACAACAGGAAUCAGAACGAUCCGUACAACAGGAACCAAAACGAUCCUUACAAUAAGAACCAGAAUAAUCCGUACAACCGUAAUCAGAACGAUCCCUACAACAGGAACCAAAAUGAUCCGUAUAAUAAAAACCAAAAUGAUCCGUACAACAGGAACCCCAGCGAUCCUUACAACAGGAACCAAAACGAUCCCUACAACAGGAACCAGAAUACGUACAACCGCAACGACAACAGAAACGAUUUCAACAGGAACCCGAACGAUCCCUAUGGCGCCAAUGACUCACAGAACAGGAACCCCAACGAUCCGUACAACAAGAAUCCGAACGAUCCUUACAACAGGAAUCAGAACGAUCCUUACAACAGGGAUGGAAACAGGGGAGACUUCAACCGUAACAAUGAUAACCGCGACGAUAGAUUCAGAAACAACGAAAGCAACUACGGAACUGGAAAAUUCGGAGAUGACGAUGGCAAAUGUUGCGAAGAGUAUUGUUAUUCCACUGAUUCAGAUGCUUAUGUUAGGAUGGGCAGCAAGACUUCGUACCAAUUCGUUUACGGAAAAACCUCUAAUCAGCACGUAGUCCCACAAUGUAAACCGGUGCAAUAUUGGAGCGCGUUCAGGGAGGGCACCAGCAUCCCUGAUCGAAUGUCCAUCGAGAGGUACAGGAAUCUGCAGAGGAUUCACGAUCAGAUCAUGAAGAACUAUGGUGAACGCGGAUCCUAUCCGAACAGGGGAAGACUCUGCGCCGAGGAUUACUCCUUGAUAAGAAGUUGGGGAUGGAAUGAGACAGUCAACGAGCACAAGUCCGGAUCUUUGAGUAGCCAAGGUGCCGAAGAUUUAAAGUUCAUCGCCAGAAGGAUUCAGAGCCGUUUUAGGGAUCUUCUCGUCCCGUACAGCGAGACACAGUAUUACUUCGAAUAUACAGAAGGAGACAAGUCCUACGAAUCCUAUCAGGCGUUCAUUCAAGGACUUUUCGGAAACGACGCCCAAAGGGUGCAUGCCACCGUGAGGAAUCCUGCUAGCUUCAAUAGUUACGGAGAUAACAGCAAUCAGAAUCAGAUUUACUCGCCGUUCUCGCAGGGCUCUUAUUCACCGUCGUUCAGUGAGAACCGUGAAUCAUCGCAGUAUGGAUCUACUCCGGAUUCCAGGUGCAAAACUUAUGAGCAACGCUCCGAUGAAGAUAGGAGUACAGCCUCUGAGUAUCAAACUUUCAAGCAGAAACCUGAAUACAGGGAUAUGGUCAGGGAUGUCUUCAGGAGGCUAGGCUUCAGACACACGUUGAACGAUACCAUUAUCGAGGACAUGUACGACUUGUGCAGAUACGAAAAGUCUUGGUUCAUUACGAGACCUUCUCCAUGGUGCGUGGCGUUCACUCACGCUCAACACAAAUUGCUCGAGUACGGCGAAGAUCUCUUCUACUAUUACAGAUCGGGAUACGGACAUGAGCAUUUAAACAAAAACCUAGGCUGUGGAUUACUUAAAGACUUGUACGAGAGAUUUGAACGCAUUGUUGAUGGCUCCACUAAUCAAGCGAAAGGUAUCGUGCACUUCAGGAACAUCGAUGAGAUACUGAAGCUUAUGGUGGCUUUGGGAAUCGGUCAAGAUCAAGGCAUCUUAACGGCCGACAACUAUUAUCAAAUGGAUAGGAGGCAAUGGAGGACCUCCCAGUUGGCGCCGUUCUCUGGAAACAUUGCCGCAGUCCUCUACCAAUGCGACAACCAAAACGACAAGUAUAAGGUGAUGUUCUUCAUGAACGAGAAUCCCGUGGAAUUCCCUGAGUGUUCAGUCGGAUUGUGCUCUUGGGAGGUGGUCAGAGAUAAGUACCAAAUGUUGGCACAGAACUGUAGGUUGGACUUCUGCGAACGCGGAGCUGCACACUCCAAUGCUAGCGCUGCCGUGGUUCUCAUUUUCUCGGCGCUCUUCGGCCUCCUCUCUAAACACCUUUUUUAAUCUUACUUCUCAAAUAGUUUUAGUAUCAAGUACAAUUUUUGCAGCCAUUAAUCGCAGUUUUUUAAGGCUUCGUGUAUAUAACGAGUUCGUCGAAACUUUUAUAAUUUUCUCACUAAUUGUAAAUAUGCAACUGUUCUAUUACGUUUCCGCUGCCUACUCCGUGUAGUUUACAAGAGCUUCUACGUAUAUUGAUUUUGUACAAUUAGAUUUCUAUUUUUUUGUGUUAAUGAAACGAAUGCAUUUAUUACAUUUCUUUCAGUUUCAUUGUGUGUUCAGUAGGUUCGGAGAUAGUUUAUCAUUUAACUACCAAAAGUUACAUUUAUU
Nicrophorus vespilloides is the source of this 2871-nucleotide messenger RNA. Its product is annotated as multiple inositol polyphosphate phosphatase 1-like. Gene Ontology annotation, molecular function: acid phosphatase activity; inositol phosphate phosphatase activity. The transcript has 8 exons. Lineage: Eukaryota; Metazoa; Arthropoda; Insecta; Coleoptera; Silphidae. The record is from RefSeq and is a predicted model, not a curated record. Bases 289 to 2547 code for a protein of 752 amino acids.